Molecule: messenger RNA, 192 nt
Organism: Podospora bellae-mahoneyi
Lineage: Eukaryota; Fungi; Ascomycota; Sordariomycetes; Sordariales; Podosporaceae
Exons: 2
Coding region: 1-192 (63 amino acids)
Source: RefSeq, a predicted model, not a curated record
AUGGCUGAUGCUUACACCGACUACAAGGCGUCCAAGUCAAGAGAAACUCGGUACCCCACCAUUGGGUUCCUGUGGUCUCCUUCCACUCUGCAGGCCCGGUCUCUGACCUUUCCGACUCCAUCAUCACAACUCUCUUCCUUUUCCUUUGGCCAGCAACCUAGAACCUCUAGCCGUACUGCCUUCCGGACCUAA